Molecule: messenger RNA, 1224 nt
Organism: Cannabis sativa
Lineage: Eukaryota; Viridiplantae; Streptophyta; Magnoliopsida; Rosales; Cannabaceae
Exons: 2
Coding region: 1-1224 (407 amino acids)
Molecular function (GO): nucleic acid binding; zinc ion binding
Source: RefSeq, a predicted model, not a curated record
AUGGAAAACGGUGAACCCAGAAGAUCAACCCGCUUGAAUGAAAGAGCGGCUGUAAGAGACCGAGCUAGAGGUCGAGGGCGAGGAUGUGCUCGCGGUCGAGGCAGGGGAAACCAGCAUGUCCCUGCCGAGGCGGUGAUCCAGGAGAAUCAAAAUGCCCCUGUAAAUGGACAGCAACCAGGUCAAGGUGGGGGUAACCACGAAGUCCCUGCUGGGGUAGUUGGUCAAGAACACCAAAAUGCCCCUGUAGUGGUGCCACCACAACAAGAAGAUUUGGCGCAAGAAGUUGCUCGUCUCAAGGAAGAAAUUAGGAAGCGAGAUGAAGAGGCUCUCAACCGUCAGGAACAACCCAAUCAAGGACAACAUCAAUUUUUGCCGGUGCAAUACAUGCCUGUGCCGGAGGGUCGAUGGGAACCAAUAUAUGAAAGGUUCCGCAAGCAACACCCACCAAAUUUUGAAGGGGGCUCAGAUCCAAUGGAAGCUGAGGAAUGGUUAAGAACAGUGGAAGGUAUUGUUGAGUACAUGCGGCUCGGUAACGGAGAUAGUGUAGCUUGUGCUGCUAGUUUAUUGAAAAAGGAUGCCCGCAUCUGGUGGGAUGUUAUUAAACAAACACGGGAUGUGGCCGCAAUGACCUGGGCUGACUUUGUACAAGUUUUUAACAAAAAAUACUACAGUGAAGCAAUACGCUCAGCUAGAGUUAAUGAGUUCACAAACUUGAGGCAGGGUAAGUCUACAGUUACAGAGUAUGCUCGCCAAUUUGACAGAUUAGCAAAGUUUGCCACAGAUCUGGUUCCUACUGAGUUUCUGAGGAUUCAUCGUUUUACUGAAGGGCUCGACUCCCGAAUAAGUCGGGACAUAGCGAUGUCAGGAGUAAGGGCAACCACGUAUGCUGAGGUACUAGAAAAAGCCCUAGAAGCUGAGUUGUGUGAAAGUCGUAUACAGAAAGACAAUACGGAAGGGAAGAAGCCAUAUGUGGAGUACCCGCUAUGCCCAACAUGUGGUCGUAAGCAUCCGGGAGAAUGUCGACUGAAAGGCAAGACUUGUUACAAGUGUGGGCAACCAGGCCACUAUAAGAAGGACUGUCCACAAAAAGGUGAUCAACUCAAGGAUGACAAACUUGUCCCAGCUCGAGUAUUUGCACUAACCAGAGGGGAGGCUGAGACUAGUAACACUGUGGUUGCGGAGUCGAUUUCUAUCUCUGAAAAACUAUGUACUGUUUUUAUUUGA